AUGGGAGAUCCUAGCAGUUUCACGCUUCCUUGUUUGAUUGGAAAUAUGUCUGUUAGCCAUGCAUUCGCUGACUUGGGAGCGAGUAUCAACCUUAUGCCCUAUAAGGUUUUUACAAAGUUUGAUCUAGGUGAGUCGUCGCCUACACGUAUGAGCAUUCGACUAGCAGAUCGUUCUAUCAAGUAUCCACGUGGAUUUGUUGAGAAUAUGCUUGUUAAGAUUGACAAGUCUAUGUUUCCAGUGGAUUUUGUUAUCCUGGAUAUGGAUGAGGACUCUAGGGUGCCUUUGAUUCUCGGACGUCCGUUCUUGAAUACUGCUCAGACCAUUGUAGAUGUAGCUGCAGGGCAGAUUACACUUCGAGUGAAUGAUGAGCAUGUGACCUUUGACAUCAAGCGGUCAAUGCAGCACCCGCAGAGUCAGGAUGAUGCGCUUUACUAUGUCGACAUUGUUGGCACGUAUGUGAGCACACAUUUCUAG
This is a messenger RNA of Helianthus annuus (common sunflower), 474 nucleotides long. RefSeq lists its product as uncharacterized. The record is from RefSeq and is a predicted model, not a curated record. NCBI's taxonomy places the organism in Eukaryota, Viridiplantae, Streptophyta, Magnoliopsida, Asterales, Asteraceae. Bases 1 to 474 code for a protein of 157 amino acids. The transcript has a single exon.